ACGGCCGCGGCCCUGCUGAGGGGAUCGGUCCCGAGCCCGAGAGUGGGGGGCCCCUGGGAUCCCGCAGAACAGAGCAUUCGGAGGGUCAGGGUCGCUCUCCGCCCAGACUCUGCUUGCUGCUUUCGGGGGGUGUCGUGGCCGAAUCCUUCCCGGCCGAAGCGGUGGAGAAGGGAAACGGGGCCCAUUCCGGCCCCCCUCCCCAAGAGAAAUGGAUCAAGAUGAUCCCGGAGAGGCCAUGGCAGAACUACAGGACCGCCACUUUGGGGGACUGGGUAUCCUACAAGUGGCAGCUGGCACUAGUUUACUUGCCUAUGCAGUCUGGGCAGGGUUACUUAUGCCUGGUUUCCGAAAAGUGCCCCUGAGGCUUCAGGUUCCCUAUGUCCCAGCAAGUAGGAAACAGGUAGACAAUGUGAUGAGACUUCUCCAGGGCCGCUCUGGCAAGAUGGUGGACUUGGGCUCUGGUGAUGGCAGGAUUGUUUUGGCAGCAUACAGACAAGGAUUCUGUCCUGUUGUGGGUUAUGAACUGAACCCCUGGCUUCUGCAGCUUUCCCGGUUCCAUGCAUGGCGUGCUGGUUGUGCUCAAAAGGUCUCCUACCAGAAAAAGGAUCUCUGGAAGGUGAAUCUGGCUGACUGCAAAAACAUCACGGUCUUCCUGGCUCCCAGUGUGCUUCAUCUUCUGGAAAACAAACUACUAGAGGAAUUGCCUAACGAGACCCGAGUGAUAUCUGGUCGAUUCCCUCUUCCCAACUGGGAGCCAACAGCUACGGUCGGUGAGGGCCUGGACAAGGUUUGGGCUUACGAUAUUGGAGACAUCCGGCAAAACAUGGAGACAAGGGCAACUGCCUUCCUACAGGGAACACCUGUCUAGAUUUUGGGGAGGUGCGGCUCCCUUCAUGAGAGGGGGGCACUUUACCUUCUAUGUAAGGCCCCUUAGGUAGCCCUUAUUUGAACCAUGGAUUUUCCCUCAACUACAGAGAACCAGGAUGUGUGCCUCCCCAGGAUAGAGCUGAUCUUGGUCACUGUAUUUGAGGCUCAAAAAAUUAUUUGGAAUCAACACUUGGAGAAGUAGUUCAGGAUCACCUCUAAAGAUUUUCAUGGCAGCUCUAAGUUAGAACUGAAACUAGUUUCCUGAGAUUCACAUUUGAACACAAUAAAAUUUUUCCAUUUUGA
This is a messenger RNA of Sarcophilus harrisii (Tasmanian devil), 1170 nucleotides long. It is a transcript of the gene ANTKMT, whose product is annotated as adenine nucleotide translocase lysine methyltransferase. Bases 209 to 868 code for a protein of 219 amino acids. Gene Ontology annotation, cellular component: mitochondrion. The transcript is spliced from 6 exons. Gene Ontology annotation, molecular function: protein-lysine N-methyltransferase activity. NCBI's taxonomy places the organism in Eukaryota, Metazoa, Chordata, Mammalia, Dasyuromorphia, Dasyuridae. The record is from RefSeq and is a predicted model, not a curated record. Gene Ontology annotation, biological process: peptidyl-lysine trimethylation; regulation of mitochondrial ATP synthesis coupled proton transport; positive regulation of proton-transporting ATP synthase activity, rotational mechanism.